AUGUUCCGCGAUGAGACAGUCAAGGUCCGGAAGAAGUUUGAGGAAACCGGGACAUCGUCUACCACAUUACCUUCGUCCGCUGCGUCUGCCACUGGAUCUUCAUCUCCGGAGGCGGGGGCGGAUUUCAUUAAAUCCGAGACUGGAACGGAAGAUUCAGACGCAGCCUUGUCUGCCAUUGAUAAACCCGGCAAAAAUGCAAGCCAGAUUCCCACGGCACAGGGCAGCAAGGAGCUGACUACCAUCCGGGGCUCCAACGCCGAUGGAUCACUUACUCUUAGUGAGGCAUUGGCAGCAUUCGGCGGUACUCUGGGGAACGACGGUAGCCCCAUGGCCUCCGGAAAAGGCCGCCCGCUUUCUAUACCACGGAAACAACAGCGGAGGCAACAGGGGGCCACCACAUCCCUGCCACCCGAGGUGUCCCCGACUCCAGCAGUGACCGUCAACCUCUCGGUCGAAGCUCAGUCUGCUCUUGUGAAGACCAUGCUGAAGGGGCCCAACCCAACUCUCUUUGAUCGCGGCUUGCAAUUCUACUUGGAUCACUACCUGUACGGACAUCCUGAAUCACCACCAAAAUCAGGAGUAAUAGAAGUCGACACGCCAUGGAUUCUCGACCCAGCAACUCGCACGAUUGCAGCUGCCGUGGGAAUGGCUGGCAUAGCAAACUUGAAAGGCGACGACCAGAUUCAAAUGUUGGCCAGAGACAAUUAUGGGAUUGGCCUUAAAAUGACGGCAAUGACGAUCGACAAGCCGGGCCUCGAUACACUGAAUCACGUCAUGCGCAGUAUUGUUUUGCUGGCCAUGUUUGAGAUUGUUCGGGGUGCCAACCAGUCGUUUGGCAGCGCCAAUAUUCAUGUCAUGGGAGCGGCUGCCCUUAUGCGUCACUUCCUUCCUAUCCUUCCCACAUCAUUGCAUCCCUACCGGGGCCUGAUCCAAAUAUCAUGCUCUCUUCUAAUUUCCUGCCAAGCCGCUCACAUUGAUGUGCCGCCUGUGUUCGCCGAAUACAUCGCGAAUACAUACCGAAAGAAACCGGUAGACGAUCAGAUCAUGUCUAAACUGCUUCUGACGCUCAUCGAAUUUAUCAAUUUGUCUGCCUUCAUUCACCGUCAAGUCCUCAGUGACAGACGCUCUGAUAUGGUGGACCACGUCGUCCACGCACUGCAACUGGACGCGCGCCUCAUUGCAUGGGAACUCAACAUCACAGAAAAGAAGGGCAUCUGGAAGUACGAAGAGUGCGAAACGCCAAAACUGCCACCCGAGGCGGUCUACAAAGGGCGGUUCCACCGCUACUCGGAUAUCUCGACUGCUCGGAUUUGGAGCUACUACAGGUGGGCGCGCAUCCUGCUCAACGAAAUGCUUCUGGAAUUUAUCGAAAAAUGCCCCAACUCGGUGGCAGCCGGCCUCGCCAGGCUCAAAAUGGACACGGCAAGUGCAUCCUCGGCCAAGGCUGGAAGCGCUGUGAUCGGUGCCGACACGCGAGAUACCGACACCGAGGCGACGGAAAAGCUUCGCCGGAGAGCAUUGACGACGAUUAAAAAGUGUGCCGAGGAUAUCUUUGUAAGCACGCCGGUGUACUGGCGUCACCCAAGCAUCCCCCUCAAAGAAUACGACCCGAUCGCGACGCCCCCGACGGUGUACGGACAAAAUGGCGGUACGGGCGUGGCCACGCUCAUGCCGACGCUGUUCCACCUCGAUGUGGCGGCCCGUGCGCCCGGCGUUUCUGAAAAAGACUUUGACUGGGCUCUGGCCGUGAUCGAUACGGUGUGGGCGUAUCUUGGCUUGCGGCAGGCGCGGACCCUUGCGGACAAGAUGCGGCUCCAUCGCGAGACUAUGAAACGCAAGGCCAUGGGGCUGAAUGGAAUGCUGCUGCUGACGACACAUGAAGACGUGGAUAUUCCUGCAUGA
Molecule: messenger RNA, 1902 nt
Organism: Sporothrix brasiliensis 5110
Lineage: Eukaryota; Fungi; Ascomycota; Sordariomycetes; Ophiostomatales; Ophiostomataceae
Exons: 3
Coding region: 1-1902 (633 amino acids)
Source: RefSeq, a predicted model, not a curated record